GUAUACCUCACCAACCAACCCCACUUCCUCUUCUGUCGAUCUGUCUCUCUCUCUCUAGAAUUCCUGUGUGUGUGGGUGUGUGUGUGUGUUGAAGAGAAAGGAAAUGGCCUGCUCUAGCUUCGCCAAGCUCAACGCCUCCUCCUCCCAGUGGAUCGGCCAGCAGUCCUUCGCUCAGCGACCCGGAUCUUCCUCCCCUCGCCUCCCCGCUCGGCGCGUCUCCCUCCCGAUCCGCGCCUGUGCUUACUCCGACGAGCUAGUCCAGACCGCCAAAUCCAUUGCAUCUCCUGGUCGUGGUAUCCUUGCCAUUGAUGAGUCAAAUGCAACCUGUGGGAAAAGGUUAGCAUCCAUCGGGUUGGACAAUACUGAGGUCAAUCGUCAAGCUUAUAGACAACUUCUGUUGACCACUCCCGGUCUGGGUGAGUACAUCUCUGGUGCCAUUUUGUUUGAGGAGACACUUUACCAAUCAACAACAGAUGGCAAGAAAUUUGUGGACUGCUUGCGUGAGGAGAAAAUUGUUCCAGGCAUUAAAGUUGACAAGGGUUUGGUUCCUCUUCCUGGAUCCAAUAAUGAAUCCUGGUGCCAAGGCUUGGAUGGAUUGGCUUCAAGGUCAGCUGAAUACUACAAGCAAGGUGCUCGUUUUGCCAAAUGGAGGACAGUGGUUAGCAUUCCUUGUGGUCCCUCUGCUCUUGCAGUAAAAGAAGCUGCAUGGGGACUUGCACGAUAUGCUGCCAUUUCUCAGGAUAAUGGCCUUGUGCCUAUUGUUGAACCUGAGAUUCUUCUUGAUGGAGACCACCCCAUUGAGAGGACUCUCGAAGUGGCAGAGAAGGUUUGGUCUGAGGUCUUUUUCUAUUUGGCUGAGAACAAUGUUAUGUUUGAGGGUAUCCUGCUUAAACCCAGCAUGGUAACUCCUGGAGCUGAGCAUAAGGAGAAGGCUUCUCCUGAGACAAUUGCCAAGUACACUCUUACAAUGUUGAGAAGGAGAGUUCCUCCUGCUGUUCCAGGAAUCAUGUUUUUGUCAGGAGGACAAUCUGAAGUUGAAGCCACCCUGAAUCUUAACUCCAUGAACCAGAGCCCCAACCCUUGGCACGUUUCCUUCUCGUAUGCACGAGCGCUUCAGAAUACCGUGCUGAAGACAUGGCAAGGACGUCCUGAGAAUAUCGAAGCUGCACAAAAGUCACUGUUGGUGCGUGCCAAAGCAAACUCGUUGGCUCAACUUGGAAGGUACUCUGCCGAGGGUGAAAGCGAGGAAGCAAAGAAAGGGAUGUUUGUAAAAGGCUACACAUACUAAGCCCCCAAAUUCAGAGCAACUUUGGUACGAUAGGACCUCACUUCAGUUGAAGUCUUUUGUUGUCUUUUCUUCAUUUAUUUUUUCUGUUAAAUGAGGAUUCAUGAGUGUUUUGGGUCCUUGCCUUAGUGCCUCCUGCUUCCAAAUAAUACCGGUGAGAAAGGAAAUAGUUCCUGAACGGUAAUUAGGAGAGUGAUGUAAUAGUGAAAGCAAGACAGACGUAAGUGUAUGGAUCGAUAAAAAAAAGGUUUAGAAAGACUUGAUUUCUAAAUGACAUUGUAAGCAUUCAUAGGAUACUUUCAAUAUGCUGGAUUUUAUGGGUGGACAGAUACAAUAUGUCGAUCAAUUAGGUCAUGUUUAUUGUCA
Messenger RNA from Rhodamnia argentea, 1651 nucleotides. RefSeq names its product fructose-bisphosphate aldolase 3, chloroplastic. Gene Ontology annotation, cellular component: cytosol. The transcript is spliced from 6 exons. NCBI's taxonomy places the organism in Eukaryota, Viridiplantae, Streptophyta, Magnoliopsida, Myrtales, Myrtaceae. The coding region runs from base 104 to 1288 and encodes 394 amino acids. Gene Ontology annotation, molecular function: fructose-bisphosphate aldolase activity. The record is from RefSeq and is a predicted model, not a curated record. Gene Ontology annotation, biological process: glycolytic process; fructose 1,6-bisphosphate metabolic process.